AUGGCCCACGAGCAACCCCAUGAGCAACCGACGGUCGGCAAGGCCUCUCAGGACCACAAACACGCCGUCUCGUACGAUCGCGCGGAAACGAGGGCCGGGCUGGAUCUUGCCGAAGCGUCAUCUCUAUACUCGGAGCGCAGCACCAAGUCUGUCGUCGGCAAUACCGACGUUGGACAAGGGGAUUUCCCGGACAGCACCGUCGUCACGCCCUCGCACUCAAAUGUGAGCCUGGGGGCCAAUUUGACGCCAUCACGCUCAGCCCUCAUCUCCCCGGCUCUGGAGCGGCCCGUCCUCGAGUAUAGCCCAGUAUCGAUUUCGUCAUUUUCUACGACAACCCGCUUUACGAGCCCCCCCGGCCCGGCUGCGUCUCGCGGACCACCGCCUACGCCGGCGCGCCAGCGGCUCCUUGCGGCCAGCGGCGACGGCGAUCAUGGCCAAACGAGUGGCGAGCGUCUUCAGCAUGCCAGACUGACUUAUAGCACGAGUUCGAACCGUGCCGGCGACUCAGGGCCCAAUGACACACCCAUGGUCGAACUUCGGCCAGCGCCGCUCAGGGUUCAAAGGCAGAGGCGGCCGCCGAAGCCCCAGGAGGCGGAGAGAUGCUCGCGCAUGUGGCAGGGCCUGUCCGAUGAGAUUGGUGAAAAGAUGGCCGAGCUAGGCCAACUGGGCGAGGACCCAAGACUGGAUGACGAGUUGCUCGAGAGGAGUGCCCUGGGUGGCCCGCUGACGCCCUCGGUGACAACAAAGGUACGGCAUAUGAGCCUGGAUGGAAUUGCUGGACUAGCCAAAGACGAUCCUGGAUCCCGGGUUACUAAACCACUGCAGCCCAGUCUGCAGCGUACCGCGUCGGCCAUCCUCGUGCCCGGUCUUCCUGCUCCAGUCACUCCCCAGGCGCCUCCAUUCACCAUAGCAGACAGCCAGGAGCCCUCGGGCUUCACGCCGCGACGCCGCAGGACCGGCGCCGUUCAUGCAGCCCUCCCGGACUCGCCCACGCUGCCCAGCAAAGGGCCUUACUUUGGCGGUGGCCCAGAGACGUUCUUGCCGAGACCAAAGGCCCAGCAGGCUCGCCACGGCAAGGAAAGUUAUGGGAUGGCUCCCUCGGGCUCCGCGGCCUAUGCUUCGUUGAGCAAGGCCCAGCCUCUGGACAGCAUGGGCAAGACCCCGGUGCACAGGCCAAACUGGGGAGUGCCCAGCACCGGACCCAGCAUGCCAGGCGGCCAGGCUCCGCAGAGCAUGCUGGAAUCAAAGUACAGCAGCUUCGCCCUCGACAAGUCCAAGGAUCGGGACUCGGUCACUAUCCUGCCCAAGCUCGGGGCAAAGGCUCCUCCACCCCCCUGUGACGACGACCAGGGCCGCGGCCGCAGUCAGAUAACGCAGCAAGGCGCAUCCCGAAGCUACUUUGACCAUUCGCCAGACGCGAAGCCUCGCCUCGCCACGCACAGGGACAAGGCCAAGGCCCUCUUCCACGCUUCGGCACCGCUUGCCUUUCAGCGCCUCAGUACUACAGCCCGGCUCGCCUCAGCCGUCGGCCGACGCGACGCAGCCGGCAAGCAGGAGACUUCUUUGCCUCCCGCGGACAGCGAGCCCAAACCAGUGCGGACUCCGUCGUCAACGUUUGGUCACUUUUUCCGCAAAUACAGCCGCACCAAGUCUGACCACGAAAGCCCAGCGUUUGGACGGUCUCCCCCAGAAACCUCGCCUCCCUUGAUAUCGCCAUCUUCUUUCCCGCCGCCACCCUCGGAGGCCGGGGCGUCAUUUGGCGGUGCCACGCCUUUGCAGCUGGGCCAGGGGGCCUAUUCGCCAUGGACUUCUGGAACUGCCGGUACCAGGCGAAUGCCAAAUACUGCAACGGAUACACUGCGCCAAGGUGUCAAGCAGGGAUAUCCGUCAGGUCAUGCCAGGCCCUCUGGCGGCGACGACGGCUCCCACAAGAGCAUUGGCAACGUUGGCAGCCCGUCUGGACUCGCCAAUCCGGCGUCUUCAGCAAAUCGAUCGAGCGCGGCAAGCCUGGUGGGCCUCCAAAGCAUCAUCGACGAAGUGUCGCGGCCAUGGCCACCAUCAGCGCCGCCCGUGCCAUCCUUGCCCUCAACGGUGGGCGGGCCGGAAGAAUCGCCAUUCGAGGCGGCUUACAAGAUGAAAAAGCCGCUCGGGCUUCGAGUCGACCUAGGGACUGAGAAGAAGAAGCCGCAGGCGUCAGACGACAAAGAGUGA
This is a messenger RNA of Hirsutella rhossiliensis, 2211 nucleotides long. RefSeq lists its product as uncharacterized. The transcript has a single exon. The record is from RefSeq and is a predicted model, not a curated record. The coding region runs from base 1 to 2211 and encodes 736 amino acids. Lineage: Eukaryota; Fungi; Ascomycota; Sordariomycetes; Hypocreales; Ophiocordycipitaceae.